UCGACAACAGCUCCUGAUAUAUCGCUCAUAUGCGAUUUGAACUGUGAUAAGAAGUAUGCUACAAUGUCAAAGUCCAUCAUGGUAGCUGUGUGUCUUGAGUGUGAAAAUAAUUUGACCAAUCUGGAGUACCAUUGGUCACUCAGUUGGUAUGAUACAUCAAUUCAACAGUAUGUAACAGAAAAGGACUUUGAAUCGAUGACUGACACAGGUACUAACAGGAAAACUUUAGUUAUCUUAGAAAAUCAGGUGAAAAAGAAUACCAAAUAUUUGUUGGUGGUAAAAGUGAACCGCAUCGGAGAAAAAGAAGAAAAUGGAGGAAGACUAAUAUUUUUCACUAACAUGCCUCCCUACGGCGGAUCCUGUAAAGCUUCAAAUAGUUCAGCUACUGGAAGAGCUGCAGAAAUUUUGAACACACCUGAAGACAUGAUUCCCACCGGCACAGCUUCGUCUACUUUGUUUGCUAUUCUCUGUAAGGAUUGGAAGGAUGAAGGUUUGGAAACAGACCAAGAUGAACAAAGGGACGCUGAACAAGAGAAUCCUCUUCUCUAUGAAUAUUUCUUGUAUCUGAACCACACUGAUUACCGUGGAAAACGUGUAACAGAAAAAAUACCCAUAUACAGAGGAGGAGAAAGUACGGCAUCAGAAUUACGUCUACCUGUAGGAGACCAACAGGACGAUUAUGUUAUUCAAGUAGUUGUAACUGUAUUCGACCGAUUCGGAGAUUAUUCCAAAAUGUAUUUGAAAGUAACGUGUUUACCAAAUGAUGAAUACACACCGACCAAUGAAGGAGAUACAAAUAAAACAAGUAAGAUGCUUAAGAAUUUUGAUGAUAACUACGAUAUGACUGAUGCUGGUGGCAAUGAUAUAGCAGUGUUUCGCCUAAUGAAAUCUACGGCUGGGUUUUAUAACAAUUUGACAUUUGAAAACUCAACGACAAAGGCUGAUACUUCAUCAUUGGAGAAACUUGUCUCAUAUGACGAUGAGUUACAGGGGGAAGUUCAAAAUACAUUGCAACAGCGAAGUCUAGAUCUUAUUACUAAAGUAUCAGAUAAAGUACCAGAAAAUUCGUCGCUGAUAAUUUUGCCUGCAGAUACCAUAUUGAUUGCAAAAACCAUACAAUCUUGUAUAUCUAACAUAGAUGUCAUGACAGAAAACUCAUCAGCAGAAGUUUCUACAGUUGCAUAUAAUUUGAUACAAAAUAUACAGAAAGUGUCUAACAAAAUUCCACUACCGAUGACAGAGAGAGAAAACAUCCAGGAAGCAACAGCGGAUGUUCUUGGGAUAUUAUCUGAAAAUGUUGAAUUCCUGUCGACUGCUAGCCAAGAAAAUUUGAAUAAGACCCUGACGAAAGAGUUAGUUGAAGAGGAAUUAAUAGAAUACUACAGAUAUCAUCCUGAGGGAAUAGAAGGUUUCCCUACAAUUACAGAUGUACUGAUUAAUUUAAUGCAUGAAAAGAAGAGAAAAAUACGCGAAAGACAAACAAAUAUGGCUAAUAGUACAAGCGUCACAGUGGAUAAGCUUAUUGGAACACUCGAUUCAGCUAUCAACAUUACAUCUUCAACAAUAGCUUUUGGGGAAGGGGAGAAAGUUGUGCAACAAAAUAACUUAAACGUCAGUAUUGAAAAAGAUUCCACAGAAAUGUUCCUAAAUCGGUCUGAAAUUAAACGGGACGGAUUUUCAUUGGAUUUACAGAAUGACACUCUUGAAAAUAUCACCGCAACAGAACUGGAACUCCAGGUUAGCGUUUUCAAGAAAUCACCGCUUUUGCAUGCUGGUGGACAUUCUCAAAUCAGAGAGAGAAUUAUCGGAAUAUCUGUGCGAGAUGGCAAGCGGGAAAAUGUUGACAUUCCAUUAACCAUGAGAAUUCAGAACGAGGGCAUAGCGUUCGCAACUGAACACAGUGCUUCUGUAGGAGAUAAUAUGGAAUUCGUUAGUCCCCUUCAAGAUAAAAAUGAUGCUGUUCUCAUUUAUUUAAAACCUGAAGGUUUCGAUGAUACCAAUAUUGACGAUUACAAUUUCACGGUGUUGAUAAAAUCAAAAAUAUCUCCUUCCCUCAACGAUUACGAUUUUUCCGAAAAGAUUUCUACAAGAAGUUGGACAGUUUUUGGUUUCAAGGUUUUCGUUCCUAGUAUGACACUGGAAGAAGGAAAUAUUGUUAUAGCCAUAAAUGCUAUCGAGGGAACUACAGAAGAAAAUACAAUAAUAACCAAUCGGAAACGUAGAAGUAUUGAUGACGUUGAGAUUAGCACAAACGAAACUUUGUUAACAAAUAUGAGCAUUGCCAUAGUAACUACUGGUUGUAGAUCGUUUAAUCCCCAAUCACAAUCUUGGAAUCCGAAUGGCUGUUCGGUUCUGCCAUUUUCAUCUCUAAACGAAACUGUAUGUAGAUGUCCUCCAGCAGCAGGAAAAUUUUUUGCCACUAGCUUUUUGACUCCAAACCUUAUUGACUUUACUAAUGUGUUUGCUCAGUUUGAUGCUUCAAAUGCUGCUGUCUAUGGAACCAUGAUAGGCUUAUUUUUAAUAUAUGUGGGUUUAUUUAUAUACUUCAGACGAAAGGAUAAAGCCGAUGUUUUUAAAUGGGUGCCAUAUAUCAUGUGUGAUAACAAAGGCUGUGAUGAAUAUUUUUACAUGGUAACAAUUCAUACUGGUCUUCGUCCGGUAUCCGGCACCAAGUCAAAUGUUUGUUUUAUAGUAGCUGGGGAAAAUCAAGACACCGGAGUUCGAAUGCUGUCUGAUGGAAACUUGAAGGCAAGGUUUAAUGCUAUGAAGUGUUACUGUUUUAUUAUUUAA
Messenger RNA from Mytilus californianus (California mussel), 2790 nucleotides. RefSeq lists its product as uncharacterized. Bases 64 to 2790 code for a protein of 908 amino acids. Gene Ontology annotation, molecular function: protein binding. NCBI's taxonomy places the organism in Eukaryota, Metazoa, Mollusca, Bivalvia, Mytilida, Mytilidae. The transcript is spliced from 15 exons. The record is from RefSeq and is a predicted model, not a curated record.